Molecule: messenger RNA, 1614 nt
Organism: Penicillium maclennaniae
Lineage: Eukaryota; Fungi; Ascomycota; Eurotiomycetes; Eurotiales; Aspergillaceae
Exons: 3
Coding region: 1-1614 (537 amino acids)
Biological process (GO): transmembrane transport
Molecular function (GO): transmembrane transporter activity
Source: RefSeq, a predicted model, not a curated record
AUGGCCGAUGUCGAGCACCAAGAAGCUGCCGCCGGGGACCCUCUCGCCCGGAGGUCUUCCGAAAAUGGUGGCUCUAGUCUUUCUGACAACCAAGUCGACCUCGCGCGCGAAAUUGAGAAGAAAGACUCCGUUCGCCCUGACGGCAAGCGCGAAUUGACGGAGAAGGAUUGCUAUGAUGUUCUGGCAUACUCUUGGCCGCGAUGGAAGAAAUGGACGUACCUUGUGGCCGUCGCAUUCGUGCAGGUCUCCAUGAACUUCAACACAUCGGUGUUCCCCAAUGCGGUCAAGCCUUUGUCGAAGGCCUUCGAGAUCGGCCAGCAGGAGGCGCGUACUGGACAGAUGAUCUACCUUGUCCUAUACUCCUUCGGGUGUGAACUAUGGGCUCCCUGGUCCGAGGAGUUCGGUCGCUGGCCCAUUCUCCAGCUCUCCAUGUUCUUGAUCAACAUCUGGCAAAUCCCUUGCGCUGUCGCACCUAACUGGGGAACUAUUGUUGUUUGCCGUGGCCUGGGUGGUCUUUCAACCGCCGGUGGUAGUGUGACCCUUGGUCUUAUUGCCGAUGUCUACGAACGUGAAGACCAACAAUUCCCUCUCGCGUUCAUUGUGCUGUCUUCGUGCAUUGGUACUAGCAUUGGUGGUGUCAUUGGUGGCCCCAUUGAGCGCUUCCUUGAUUGGCAAUGGUUCUUCUGGAUCCAGCUCAUCUUCGGAGCUGUGACUCAGGCUAUCAUUUUCUUCAUGCCCGAAUCUCGCUCGACCAUUAUCAUGGACAAGGAAGCGAAGCGUCGCCGUGAGACUGGCGAAGACCCGAACAUCUACGGACCUAACGAAUUGAAGAAUCCUCGAAUUUCUCUCAAGGAAGCUGGCAAAAUCUGGGCACGACCUUUCCACAUGCUGCUGCGUGAGCCCAUCGUCUUCUGUCUGUCGCUUCUGUCGGGAUUCUCCGACGCCCUCAUCUUCACUUUCCUGGAGAGUUUCUCAACUGUGUAUGAGCAGGGUUGGGGCUUUGGUAUCUUGGGUCAAGCUUGGGCAGUCAUUCCUAUCAACCUGGCUUAUUUCCUCGCCUACUUCUCAUACUUCCCAUGGUUCUGGCGUGAUGAGCAUCUUGCUAAGAAGCACGGAGCGGACUUUGCACCCGCUGAAAGACGACUGAAAUGGCUGCUUUGGCUCGCUCCCUUCGAGCCUAUUGGGUUGUUUGGCUUCGCUUGGACGUCAUUCGGACAGGCGAGAGGUAUCCCUUGGAUCGCAUCCAUGAUUUUCUCCACCAUGGUCGGAAUAGCCAACUAUGCUAUUUACCUGUCCUCGGUCGAUUACAUGAUUGCGGCCUAUGGCGUGUACUCGGCCUCCGCUUGUGGUGGUAAUGCUUUCGCCCGUGAUCUGCUCGCCGGUAUCUCAGCAAUGUACGCCUUCCCAAUGUACGAGAACAUUGGCGACAAGUGGCAUGUCGAGUAUGCGUCUACCAUUCUGGCGUGUCUAUCCUGCUUGAUUGUGAUUCCCAUUUACGUGUUCUACUGGAAAGGUCCCCAGAUCCGCGCGAGGUCCAAGUUCGCUCAGGCUCUUGUAGCCGAGCGGGCUGAAAACAAUGGCCGCCGUGUGAGCAGGCCGAAAAUUGAGCCUUAG